AUGCGAUGCCUAAUGCUGUCAUACAAAAGUUUAGAUCCCUCCGGAGACAGACCCAAGACCCCCGCUCUCUCGGAGUUUGUAUGUGGGCCAUGCAGCCUCAGCCGCGUGUACGCAAGGAGCACCGUUUUCUGUUCAGUGUGCAAGGAACUCUUUUGUUUCAACUGCUCCAAGCUCCAUCGGAUGAAGGAAUGGUCACAGAAUCACGCUAUAGUCAUCUUAGACAAUGCCAGUUCACAACAACUGAAAAACAUAGCGUCACAGCAGUGUUCCAGACUCUCACAGCGCCCCAACCGGUGGGCCCGGCGAGCGCCGCUCAAUGAGGGGUUCGAAUCGAAAUCCAAGUAUCUGAAUGCCUUGGCUACCAACCACGAUCACGAAACGGAUGACCUUGAAAAUGAAAGGUACUGUCCGGAACAUCAACUAAUUUACUGCUCGAAGUGUAAGGACUCCCACAAAGAGUGUAAGAAGACACUUUCGAUCACUUCUCUGGCAGAUAAAAUUCUGAAGAAAGGCGAAAUUUCUCAAGUCAUUUCGGAAUACCGGAAGUUCAUCAAAUUUUCGGAAAUUAUGGUGAAUGACCGUUUAAACCAGAUAAAACAAAUCGAAUCUCAAAGAAACGAUAUAUUUCCCACCAUUCACUCAAUGAAGAAUCAAUUUGGGCUUAUGGUGACCGAUAAAGUUCAGAUUAUUGAAAACGAAGUAAACGAGAAAAUAGAAAGUAACGUAAAAAACAUUCGCCUUUACAUGGAGAAAUGUAAGCGAGCCAAAUAUCUAGCACAAUCGGACCUCGACAGCUUCCUCUCGGUGAUUGACAAAAAAGUACCAGGACCAAUCGUAAAAUCUUUCUUCCGUUUAAGGACAAAGUACCCCAUAUACGAGAAGUACCUUAAAGACUUGUACAACGACACAGAAUACACAUCGUUCCAAUUUGUGCCAAACGAGGAGGUUCUCUCUCUGCCUUCUAUCGUCACCUCUGUAGGGAUCAUCAAAGAGAGCAAGAGUUCGUCGGCAUUACCCCCUUUUAUGUCUACAGACAAUGUCAAGCCUUUCGAUCAGCGGUCGCUAUUUCACCGGAAGCACGGCGACAUCCGGUUGUUCGGACUGGGUGUUCUCGGGAAGGGCGGAAUCACGUCCAUCAAGUGUACGGCGAACGAAUACGUCAUGGCGGUGGCUCGGAGCACCUGCGAGUUUCGUGUGUUUACAUCACGUGGCUGGACAGUAGCCCGCUGGGAGCUGUCCUCUCUACCAUGGGACUUCACUAUCAUAUCUGAAAACGAGGUUGUUGUUACUCUGCCAGGCGAGAAAAAAUUAGUUACCUUGAAAGUUGACUUUACUUUACGGAAGGUUACACUUGUCAAGGAAACCACCUUGACCGAGGCAUGUUGGAGUGUAACUGAAUGUAAGGGCAAUCUAAUAGGGACUUUCGCACCAUUUGAGUCUGAUGCGCAUUUGAAGGUCAUGACCUUGGACGGAAUAACGGAGAGAAAAAUUGUGAUUACGGACUGUCCAGUCCCGUUCCGAGCCCCUCAGUACGUGUUGUACCACGGGGACAGAGUGUUUAUCUCCGACACGUUUUCGCACGCGCUGAUCGCCGUGGACCUUCAGGGGCAUGUGACGUUUGCCUUCAGGAGUGCCGAGUUCGAGAACCCCGCGGGUUUGUGCGUGGACUACCAAGGGAACGUGUACGUGUGUGGAAAGACCUCACGGAACGUGUUUCAGGUCACGAAGGAGAACGAGGUCAGGGAGAUCCUGUCCCCCAGCGAGUGUUCCUCGCGGCCCUCGUGUGUCAGUCUGUCGGGCGACGGCUCUACCCUACUCCUGGCCAGUACGGACUCAAAUGUGAUUAAAACAUUUCAAAUGAAGUAA
Molecule: messenger RNA, 1866 nt
Organism: Magallana angulata
Lineage: Eukaryota; Metazoa; Mollusca; Bivalvia; Ostreida; Ostreidae
Exons: 1
Coding region: 1-1866 (621 amino acids)
Molecular function (GO): zinc ion binding
Source: RefSeq, a predicted model, not a curated record